GCAGUGAAAACAUUAAAAGAAAUGGCAAUGUCUGAAAAUAGCUUUAUUGAAGAGGCCAAAACUAUGACUCAACUAAGUCAUCCUAAUUUAGUACAGUUAUAUGGUAUAGUUACAGAGAAAAAACCAUUAAUGAUAGUCACUGAAUUAAUGAGAUAUGGAGCUCUAAUAACCUAUUUAAAGAGGCAUUCUGAGAUAUUAAACAAGCCAGCAGACAUGUUAGAUUAUUGUGUUCAAAUCUGUUCUGGUAUGGUCUACCUGGAACAAAGAAAGUUUAUACAUCGAGAUUUAGCGGCUAGAAAUUGUCUGGUGGGUGAAAAUAAAGUUGUCAAAGUGGCAGAUUUUGGACUCACAAGGUCUGUAUAUUUGUAUUAG
Molecule: messenger RNA, 372 nt
Organism: Lottia gigantea (owl limpet)
Lineage: Eukaryota; Metazoa; Mollusca; Gastropoda; Lottiidae
Exons: 3
Biological process (GO): positive regulation of kinase activity; protein phosphorylation; multicellular organism development
Cellular component (GO): signaling receptor complex; basal plasma membrane
Molecular function (GO): transmembrane receptor protein tyrosine kinase activity; ATP binding
Source: RefSeq, a predicted model, not a curated record